Messenger RNA from Myripristis murdjan (pinecone soldierfish), 1774 nucleotides. It is a transcript of the gene drd2a, whose product is annotated as dopamine receptor D2a. The record is from RefSeq and is a predicted model, not a curated record. Gene Ontology annotation, cellular component: presynaptic membrane; plasma membrane; glutamatergic synapse. The transcript is spliced from 8 exons. Lineage: Eukaryota; Metazoa; Chordata; Actinopteri; Holocentriformes; Holocentridae. Gene Ontology annotation, biological process: regulation of dopamine secretion; negative regulation of voltage-gated calcium channel activity; phospholipase C-activating dopamine receptor signaling pathway. Gene Ontology annotation, molecular function: G protein-coupled receptor activity; dopamine neurotransmitter receptor activity, coupled via Gi/Go. Bases 196 to 1602 code for a protein of 468 amino acids.
UGCACUAAUGCCGCGCACCGACCCCGCAUCAGCGACUCGGUAAUUUAUUAACCGUAAACAAUGUACAAAACAAACAGCGGACACAGAGGAAGCUAAAUGUGGAUAUUCUUGGAGUUCCCAGUCGGGUACCCGUAAACGAUUCAGUCAAACUUAUGGCGUGAAGGGCCCAUCCUUGGCCUUUGUCACUCACAGCUAAUGGAUGUCCUUACGCAGUAUGCCUACAAUGACAGCUUCUACGAUAAUGGAACAUGGAGCCUCAACGACACAGAGCAAGGGCAGAAGCACCCUUACAACUACUAUGCCAUGCUUCUUACGUUGCUCAUCUUCGUCAUUGUCUUUGGCAAUGUGCUGGUGUGCAUGGCCGUGUCCAGGGAAAAGGCUCUGCAGACGACCACCAACUACCUGAUCGUCAGCCUGGCUGUGGCUGACCUGCUGGUGGCCACACUGGUGAUGCCCUGGGUCGUCUACUUGGAGGUGGUGGGAGAGUGGCGUUUCAGCAAGAUCCAUUGUGACAUCUUUGUCACUCUGGAUGUGAUGAUGUGUACAGCCAGCAUCCUCAAUCUCUGUGCCAUCAGCAUUGAUCGUUACACAGCAGUUGCCAUGCCGAUGCUGUACAACACUCGCUACAGCUCCAGGAGACGGGUCACAGUGAUGAUCUCUGUGGUGUGGGUGCUGUCGUUCGCCAUAUCAUGUCCCUUGUUGUUUGGCCUAAAUAACACAGCUACUCGUGAUGAGUCUCUCUGUGUGAUUGCCAAUCCAGCUUUUGUGGUCUACUCCUCCAUUGUGUCCUUCUAUGUUCCCUUCAUCAUCACUCUGCUGGUUUAUGUGCAAAUUUACGUGGUGCUAAGAAAGCGAAGGAAACGCGUGAACACAAAGCCAAAGCAGCGCGCCUGUCCAGCCGCUGAUCAUGACAUGGCCGCAUCACUGAAGGAUAAGUGCACUCAUCCAGAGGAUGUGAGGCUGUGCACCAUGAUUGUUAAAUCUAAUGGGAGUUUUCCUGUCAACAAGAAGAAAGUGAUAUUCAUCAAAGAUGUAGCCAACGAGGGGGAAGAUCUGGAGCUGGAUGAGCUGAACAACAGCGGCAGCAGCCUGAAACAGAAGCAGCAGCCACAGUGCGCUCUCGGAGAGGCUCCAACGACCAGCCACCAGCUACUGGUGCCGACCAAGGCCACCGCUAGCCCCACCUCCAUGCCCCCCACACCACCUGAGGAGGGCCAGAAAUCACAAAAGAACGGAGACCCUUCCAAGGAGGCCUUGGUGAAUCCAGCACCUGUUGUGGCCAAGGCCUUCCAGACGCAGGCCUUACCUAACGGCAAGACUCAGACCUCUGUGAAGAGUAUGAGCAAGAGGAAGAUCUCGCAGCAGAAGGAGAAGAAGGCCACUCAGAUGUUAGCCAUUGUCCUAGGUGUAUUCAUCAUAUGCUGGCUGCCGUUUUUCAUUACGCAUAUCUUGAACACCCACUGCACCAAAUGCAAGGUUCCUGCUGAGAUGUAUAAUGCUUUUACUUGGCUGGGCUACGUCAAUAGUGCUGUAAAUCCUAUCAUAUACACCACCUUCAAUGUUGAAUUCAGAAAGGCAUUCAUUAAGAUCCUGCACUGCUAAGAUAGCAAGAUCACUUGGUCUGAUCAGACUGAGAGAGGAGUGAUGAAGAGAGGCAUCUCUUCUAGACCUUCUAUACCUCAUCCUGUUAGGGAAAAAGCACCGCAGGGGGAAACUGCAAUCUGCUUUUAAAAGUUAUGGAACUGAGAGACUGGAAAACUGACAGUGUCUUAUU